Oncorhynchus kisutch (coho salmon) is the source of this 7451-nucleotide messenger RNA. It is a transcript of the gene dennd3b, whose product is annotated as DENN/MADD domain containing 3b. Gene Ontology annotation, cellular component: cytoplasmic vesicle. The transcript is spliced from 25 exons. The record is from RefSeq and is a predicted model, not a curated record. Bases 436 to 4245 code for a protein of 1269 amino acids. Gene Ontology annotation, biological process: regulation of Rab protein signal transduction. Lineage: Eukaryota; Metazoa; Chordata; Actinopteri; Salmoniformes; Salmonidae. Gene Ontology annotation, molecular function: protein binding.
UAUAACAAAGUUGAUAGAGAAACAAUGAGUCUUCUGACAUAAUUUAUUAUAGCAGUUUUGUUAAGUAGGCAAUGCAGCUUCUUAACUUCUACGACAGCAAAUUAGAAUGCACGAGGUUUUGAAUUCUUUACAAAAGUAGGGGCAACUGCAUUUUUCCAGUACGCAUGAUUUUGUAUCCUUUCAGAAAGCAGGAAGCAGCACGCUGUUAAUCGCAGUCAGACAGAUAACAGCAUUUCCUGGGAAGGUCAAUUCAACGGCAUUGUUUACAAAGGUGUUUUGAUUGUGUCUUUCGGUGGCUACAAAUUCAUUCAAACGAAUGUCAGUGACUUUGGCCCGUGAUCUUGGAUUACCGAUGGACCAACAGCACAAAUCCCAUGCUUGGAUGUGAUUCCACCACUGUGAGCCUGAUGUACAGAGAAGGAAGGACCGGUUCUGAUGGCAGACCAUCUUCCCUCAGGGCUACUGGAAGCGUGUGUUGUUGUCGGAGCCUCUGGGGAUAAACUCAAGGAUGUCUACCAGUCUCUACAGCAGGGCAACAGCACAACAGACCUCCUUAUUUUAGACCCAGAGGUCUUGCAAGUCCACGUACCUCCGUUUGUGACCAAAGAGAAUGCAGAUGAGUCUGGUGUCCCCAGAACCUUCAGUCGAGUCCAGUGCAGACGGUCCUUCAUCAAGAAGAAGGAGAGGCUAGUGGUGGCUCCUAGUGGCCCUGGAGGGGCCGGGAGCAGUGAGGGGGCCACUGUCACGGAGGAUGUCAGCGUCCCCAAGGACAUUGACCUCAUGGCCCUGCCCCAACUCUGCUUUCCAGGGGGGCUUCAAGUAACAAAUGAACCAAAAGAAGAGCGUUUUCACUUUCUAGUCUUCACGGAUGUGUUCGGUAACCAAACCCAUGGAGUGGUUGUUCAGUGUUGUAGACCAUUUCAGGAAGGGUCAGUGUUCUAUCAGAAUGGACACUGGUCGUCCACCAGGACCACUAAGCUCUACACUGCUUUUGCCAUCUGUGUCAUAUCCAAGCAUCCUUAUUACAAUGCUCUGAAGGACUGUCUGUCUUGCUUGCUGGUGCAGCUUAGAACAUGCAGGUUGUCUGAAGAGAGGGUGAAGGAAUUUGCAGCCAAACUGUCUCUAGUGCCCAUUCCACCCCCUGGACAACUACAUGUGGUGUUCAACCUGAGACCCCUGAUGAUCGUACUGCCUUCCAGAGAGGAUAAGGAACACCCCGCUGUAGACCUGGACCUCCAUUUGCCCUUCCUGUGCUUUAGAUCCAAACAGAUUUUACAGAUCAUCACUGGUAUUCUGAUGGAGCAGAGGGUAGUGUUCUUCUCAGCUGACUGGGCCCGCCUCACCCUGGUGGCAGAGUGUUUCAUGUUCUACAUCCACCCCCUCCACUGGCAGCACCCCUACGUGCCCAUCCUCUCAGCCCAGAUGCUGGACUUCAUCAUGGCCCCCACCGCCUUCCUCAUGGGCUGCCACCUCAACCACUUUGAGGAGGUCGCUGCGGAAACAGACGACCUGAUCUUGAUUAAUAUUGAUGAUGGAACAGUGUCUUCUUCCUGCUCCGAGACUGUCGACCUACCAGAUGUCCCCUUCGUUUCGGCAGAGUGUUUUACCAAGCGGAGGAAGGGCCUCCAGCUACAAUAUGAUCUAGAGGUGUGUCACCAAGGGGCCGGCACAGACGUUAAUGAGAUGCGCAUGCUGAGGAGACAAUGGCAGCAGAACCUGAACUGGGAAAUACAGAAGGUUACCUUGGAGCUCAUUGUCAACAUGUUCAGGGAUGUCAGUGGUCACCUGAACUAUGAACACCGAGUGUUUAACAGUGAAGAGUUCCUGAAGACCAGAGAGCUAGCUGACCUUCCCUUUUACAGAAAGGUCUUGGAGACACACAUUUUUCAUUCAUUCCUGAAGGACCGCCUCAAUAGGAAGAUGGAUGCUUUCACACGCAUGGAAGUCAACACUCGCUCAGAGACACAGAAAAUGAAGGCGAUGACAGACAACCCCAGGAGGCCCACCAUGCAGGAAAUGGCCAGGAAGUAUAGCAGCAACCCAGAGAUCCGUCUGAACAAGAGGCUGGGGAUGAGCCUCCCCAACCUGGGAGAGGAGCGCCAUCUCAACCUCCUCAGACAAACCUCCCUCAAGAAGACCAUUAUCCCUGAAAGUGCCUUCAAGAUCCCGCCCAAGCCUGUGAAGAUCUUCAAGCUGACAGAAUUUCCUCCUCCCAUGGUGCACCACCAUGUCCAGAACUACUAUGGAGAGUUGAUCAUACUACUGGGGAAGGCCAUCUCCUGUGUUCCUCCUGAGGACUCCACCCUCCUGGCCAGGUACUUCUACCUGCGUGGCUUCAUGAACACGCUGUGUUCCAAGCGUCUUGACGCCCUCAGCGACUUCCAGAACCUCUACAAGACGGACAUCGAGAUCUUCCCCACCGACCUGGUAAAGGCGCUAGUGGACUCGCUGCAGAAGGACGAGUUCUCCCAGGUGGACCGGUGGCCAGAGCUCAAGCGGCUCAUCUUCAAGGUGAAGACAGACAACGAGAUGGUGCUGGUCCAAGCUGACGACCAUGUGAAGAAGUUCCAGCUCCCUAAGACCCACAUGCUGCAGGAGGACUUUGUGAAGCGCAUCCAGGAGUCUGGGAUUGUGAAAGACGUCGCCACCAUCCAUAGGCUGUUUGAGGCUCUCACUGUGGGGCAACAGAAGCAGAUUGACCCAGAGGUGUUCCGUGUGUUCUACACCUUCUGGAAGGAGACGGAGGUGGAGGCCCAGGAUGUUCACCUGCCAGCUGAGGUCAUGGAGCACCUGGACAACAACGAGUGUGUCUACAAGCUGUCCUGCUCCGUCAAAACCAACCAGGGAGUGGGUAAGAUCGCCAUGACACAGAAGAGGCUCUUCCUGCUCACUGACGGGAGGCCUGGGUUUAUCGAGAUCACCAAGUUCAGAGACAUAAAGGAGGUGAAAAUCUCCUUUGCUCCUUUCCUGCUGCUGAGGAUCCCGUCUCUGAAGAUCAAGUGCAGUCUGAGGAAGGAGGUGUUUGAGGCCAACCUGAAGUCUGCGUGUGACCUGUGGAAUCUCAUGGUCAGAGAGAUGUGGGCUGGGAGGACGAUGGCAGACGACCACAAGGAUCCUCAGUACAUGCAGCAGGCUUUGACUAACGUCUUGCUCAUGGAUGCUGUGGUUGGCUGCCUUCAGACCCAGAAAGCCAUAUUUGCCGCCUCCAAACUGGCAUACUUUGACAGAGUGAAACAUGAAGUUCCUGUGAUGGUUCCAAAGACAACAUUGGAGACGUUGAAACACAAGAUCAAUCCAUCACUAGACCUCCCAGCCCCACAGACUGUACAUGUCUUACUCUACACACCAGGCCAGUUGAGUUACUCGGAGGCAGACGGAGAUGGGAACCCCAAGCUGUGGUGUGCCCUCAGUGGUGGGAGGGUGGUUGUGUUUGAUGCAGCCAGCUGGUCCAUGCAGCAGAACUGUGUUCAAGUGGGAUCCUCCCAACUGAACUGCAUGCUGGGAUUGGACCAGGAUCAAGUAUGGAUUGGCUCCCAGGAUUCCAUCAUUUACAUAAUUGACACUCGCAGCAUGUCCUGCAAUAAGCAGCUGACAGAGCACAGGCAUGAGGUUAUGGACUUUGCCCUGGAGGAGAGUGACAAGAUGAGACAAACAUACUCCUGUAGUGCCGAUGGAACAGUCAUUCUGUGGGACCUCUCAACGCUAAAAGUGAAAAAGCAGUUUCAACUGACCUGUGAUAGGCUUAUGUCCAUUCAGCUCUUCAAUGGAACACUGUGGUGCUGUGCCAGAGACGGCAUCGUUGAACUGAGGAAGAACGGAACCCCACAUCGUAAGAUGACACUUCCUGAGGAUCUACGGAGCAUGUCCACUGAGUUCAGCAGCCUCAUCCUCUUCUUAGAGAGGGGCCAGUUGUGGACGAGCUGUUCUGAUUCUGACGAGCUCUGUCUCUGGCACUGUAAAGACCUGACGAAGCCUUUCCUGAGGGUGCGGCUACAGAAUUGUACAGGGGUCAACUGUAUGAUCAAGGUUAAGAAUCAGAUCUGGGUUGGCUGCAGCGGGCCGAGCCCUGACCAGUGCAGGAUGAGUGGGAAGAUCUACAUAGUGGACACAGAGAGCCACAGUGUAGAGAAGGAGCUGAUGGCCCACACAGACAGUGUCCAGGCACUGUGCUCUGCAGAGGGCCGCUAUGUACUCAGUGGCUCCGCCUGCCAGGAUGGCAAAAUCGCCAUUUGGAAGGUUGAGUAGAGGACAAGUAGCCUGGUCCAGUAUCUGUUUGUGUGGGUUUGCCAACUCUUUUAAGUGAAUAAAAUGUUUGGCACAACAAUGACAGGAGUUUCCUAAACAGCAGAAAUAGAUGUGGGACCAGGUUAGAGGAAGAGCCCUGCAGACCCCGAGGAGUCCUACAGGUCUGAGGAGACUAUAGCCCCCUCAAACUCAACUCUGGACCUGGAAGUCCGUUCCACUGCUUUGUUUAAUUGUUCCCCUCUAAUCAGGGACUGAUUUAGACCUGGGACUCCAGGUGGGUGAUUCCCCUCUAAUCAGGGACUGAUUUAGACCUGGGACUCCAGGUGGGUGAUUCCCCUCUAAUCAGGGACUGAUUUAGACCUGGGACUCCAGGUGGGUGAUUCCCCUCUAAUCAGGGACUGAUUUAGACCUGGGACUCCAGGUGGGUGAUUCCCCUCUAAUCAGGGACUGAUUUAGACCUGGGACUCCAGGUGGGUGAUUCCCCUCUAAUCAGGGACUGAUUUAGACCUGGGACUCCAGGUGGGUGAUUCCCCUCUAAUCAGGGACUGAUUUAGACCUGGGACUCCAGGUGGGUGAUUCCCCUCUAAUCAGGGACUGAUUUAGACCUGGGACUCCAGGUGGGUGAUUCCCCUCUAAUCAGGGACUGAUUUAGACCUGGGACUCCAGGUGGGUGAUUCCCCUCUAAUCAGGGACUGAUUUAGACCUGGGACUCCAGGUGGGUGAUUCCCCUCUAAUCAGGGACUGAUUUAGACCUGGGACUCCAGGUGGGUGAUUCCCCUCUAAUCAGGGACUGAUUUAGACCUGGGACUCCAGGUGGGUGAUUCCCCUCUAAUCAGGGACUAAUUUAGACCUGGGACACCAGGUGGGUGAUUCCCCUCUAAUCAGGGACUAAUUUAGACCUGGGACACCAGAUGGGUGAUUCCUCUCUAAUCAGGGACUGAUUUAGACCUGGGACACCAGGUGUUUGCAAUGAAUUAGCAGGUAGAAUAGAAAAGCAGCAGGCUCCGGACCUCAUGGGGUCAGAGUUGAAUGUCCCUGCUAUAGACUAUAAAUUGUUCUUAUUUUCCCUGAACACCUCAGAGAGAAGGUGAGCUUCUAAAUGUUUUUUCAAAGCUUUGUUCUAAAAUGUGCUUUUCCUGGAUUAAAGACUCAAGGUUGGCCAUUUUGUUUUUCACAUCCUUCCACGCUGCGUCCCAAAUGGCCCCAGGCUGCUCCACCUUGUUGUCUGUCCAACCCCACCACGCUGCUCCACCUUGUUGUCUGUCCAACCCCACCACGCUGCUCCACCUUGUUGUCUGUCCAACCCCACCACGCUGCUCCACCUUGGUGUCUGUCUAACCCCACCACGCUGCUCCACCUUCGUGUCUGCCCCCCAACCCCACCACGCUGCUCCACCUUGUUGUCUGUCCAACCCCACCACGCAGCUCCACCUUGUUGUCUGUCCAACCCCACCACGCUGCUCCACCUUGGUGUCUGUCUAACCCCACCACGCUGCUCCACCUUCGUGUCUGCCCCCCAACCCCACCACGCUGCUCCACCUUGUUGUCUGUCCAACUCCACCACGCUGUCUGUCCAACUCCACCUUGGUGUCUGCCCCCCAACCCCACCACGCUGCUCCACCUUGUUGUCUGUCCAACUCCACCACGCUGCUCCACCUUGGUGUCUGCCCCCCAACCCCACCACGCAGCUCCACCUUGUUGUCUGUCCAACCCCACCACGCAGCUCCACCUUGUGGUCUGACCCCAACCCCACCAUGCUGCUCCACCUUGGUGUCUGCCCCCCAACCCCACCACGCUGCUCCACCUUGUGGUCUGCCCCCCAACCCCACCAUGCUGCUCCACCUUGUGGGCUGCCCCCCAACCCCACCACGCUGCUCCACCUUGUGGGCUGCCCCCCAACCCCACCACGCUGCUCCACCUUGUGGUCUGCCCCCCAACCCCACCACGCUGCUCCACCUUGUGGGCUGCCCCCCAACCCCACCACGCUGCUCCACCUUGUAGUCUGCCCCCCAACCCCACCACGCUGCUCCACCUUGUGGUCUGUCCCCCAACCCCACCACGCUGCUCCACCUUGUGGGCUGCUCCCCAACCCCACCAUGCUGCUCCACCUUGUGGGCUGCCCCCCAACCCCACCACGCUGCUCCACCUUGUGGUCUGUCCCCCAACCCCACCAUGCUGCUCCACCUUGUAGUCUGCCCCCCAACCCCACCACGCUGCUCCACCUUGUAGUCUGCCCCCCAACCCCACCACGCUGCUCCACCUUGUGGGCUGCUCCCCAACCCCACCAUGCUGCUCCACCUUGUGGGCUGCCCCCCAACCCCACCACGCUGCUCCACCUUGUGGGCUGCUCCCCAACCCCACCACGCUGCUCCACCUUGUGGGCUGCUCCCCAACCCCACCACGCUGCUCCACCUUGUGGGCUGCCCCCCAACCCCACCACGCUGCUCCACCUUGUGGGCUGCCCCCCAACCCCACCACGCUGCUCCACCUUGUAGUCUGCCCCCCAACCCCACCACGCUGCUCCACCUUGUAGUCUGCCCCCCAACCCCACCACGCUGCUCCACCUUGUGGUCUGUCCCCCAACCCCACCAUGCUGCUCCACCUUGUGGGCUGCUCCCCCCCCCCCCCCCUCUCCCACCAUACUCAGCAGCUCCACCUUGUUGUCUGUCAAACCCCACCAUGCUACUCCACCUUGUUGUCUGUCCCCCCCCAUCCCACCGUACUCAGCAGCUCCACCUUGUUGUCUGUCCAACCCCACCAUGCUGGUCCACCUUGUUGUCUGUCCAACCCCACCAUGCUGCUCCACCUUGUGGUCUGUCCCCCCCCCCCCCAUCCCACCGUACUCAGCAGCACCACCUUGUUCGAAAAUGUGAGGACCCUGCUAUUCCCUAUAUAGUACACUACUUUUGACCAGGGCCCUAUAGAGAAUAGGGUGCCAUUAGGGACGUAGACAAUAUACAGUGGACAUUGAGGCUCAGGGAAUGACAUGAUCAUGAAGAACCCUGUCAUCCUCUGUUCUCUUUAUGUUGGGGUCUGCCUGGAUAUACUGGAUAAUGAUGAUGUAAUAGCAUUUCUCUGACUGUUUCCCAAUAUUUUGAUUUUUUUUCACUAAAAAUAUUCUGGAUACACUAAAUGUCUUCUUUCAGAUUCAUAUUUCUGCCUCACCCAUGUCUUAGCUGUCACAUACAAUAAAACAAUGAUUCUACA